AGAUUAUAGUCGGAAUUUCACCAACCGGAUUAACCCGCUAUUUAAUCACCUUAUUUACUUACAAGAAGUGAAAAUAAUCACUAAGCUUGUCUGUGUUCGUGUAUAUAAAGGACCCCAAACACAAGAGACUCCACAACCUAACGGACAACCACAAAACAGAGAUCACUGAGUUCUACUUGCUGCUCAUCUUUACAAAGAAAGCAUGGGAUCCUCAAAGCUGACUUUCCUCAUGGUCCUGAUGGCCUGCGUGGAACACACCUGGUCUGCCUCCUGCGUGGUCGACAGCUUCACAGUCAAGGAGGACUUUGAACCGAAGAGGUAUGCAGGGAAGUGGUAUGCCCUUCAGAAGAAGGACCCCGAGGGACUAUUCCUCCAGGACAACAUCUCCGCUGAGUACACCAUCGAUGAUGACGGCACUAUGACAGCCUCCUCCAAGGGACGUGUCACUCUCUUCGGGUUCUGGGUUGUGUGUGCUGACAUGGCUGCCCAGUACAGUGUGCCUAACCCCACCACCCCCGGCAAGAUGUUUAUGAACUACCAGGGGCUGGCCAGCUACCUGUCCAGUGGAGGUGACAACUACUGGGUGAUUGACACCGACUAUGACAACUAUGCCAUCACCUACGCCUGCCGUACACUGAAGGAGGAUGGAAGCUGCGAGGAUGGUUACUCCCUGAUCUUCUCCCGUAACCCACGUGGCCUACCCCCAGCCAUCCAGCGCAUUGUCCGUGGGAAACAGGAGGAGAUCUGCAUGGCUGGCCAGUUCGAGCCUGUCCUGCAGUCCGGAGCUUGCUAAGUUGGCAGCACACCCUGUGCUCAAUUCCUUAAACAUGCUGGCAUGAAAAGAGGCCUCCAGGGCCGAUGGAUGCAUCCAUAGCAGCGCUGUAGAAAUGAAUAGACCGUGUUGCGAGGCGGGAGGGAAGAAGCCCACCUCAGCCAUCCAUUGUCUCAAGGGAAGGGUUGCUCAAUUAGGUUGGUGUGUUCUGUCAAGUCAAGUGCGUGUGUUAAAAUGUACUGCAUUUAAGCAAAAAGGCCUGAGUGUGUGUGGUAUAUGGCCAAUAUGCCAUGGCUAAGGGCUGUUCUAAGACAAGACGCAAUGCGGAGUGCCUUGAUACAGACCUUAGCCCUGGUAAAUGGCCAUACAUCACAAACCCCCGGGCAGCCUUUUUGCUAUUAUGAACUGGUUACCAAUGUAAUUAGAGCAGUAAAAAUAAAUGCUUUGUCAUA
Molecule: messenger RNA, 1224 nt
Organism: Oncorhynchus masou masou (cherry salmon)
Lineage: Eukaryota; Metazoa; Chordata; Actinopteri; Salmoniformes; Salmonidae
Product: purpurin-like
Exons: 5
Coding region: 203-793 (196 amino acids)
Molecular function (GO): retinoid binding; retinol transmembrane transporter activity
Source: RefSeq, a predicted model, not a curated record